This is a messenger RNA of Aspergillus piperis CBS 112811, 690 nucleotides long. RefSeq lists its product as uncharacterized. The record is from RefSeq and is a predicted model, not a curated record. The transcript has a single exon. Bases 397 to 570 code for a protein of 57 amino acids. Lineage: Eukaryota; Fungi; Ascomycota; Eurotiomycetes; Eurotiales; Aspergillaceae.
UGUGUGAGUGUGCACUGCAUCCCCUCCCCCCCCAAAAAACGCCAGGGCCAGAACCCUGUCCCUGCGACAACGCGGCGUGCCCGUCGAACCCGCUUCCGGCCAACCCGCUGUCUUUCUUUUUACUUUUUUCCCUUUUGGUAGGUGAGAUGCCGCAGUGCCCCGUCAAUCAGUCGCCAACUAUGGAGUAUUCCGUACUCCAUACCUUAACUAACUAAUUAAUUACUAAAGUGAUGUACGAACGACGGGCGGGAAGGGGAAGGGAAGGGCAGGGAAGUUUUGGGAAAAAAAAAAGGCUGGAAUGUGGAAAUAUGAGCGGGAGAUCGAUGCUGGCCCGACCGGCACCGUCGCUCUCCCUUCCUUAGUUGGUUAGUACAUGAGUGAAAUAAAUAAGAUAAAAUGGUUCCCUUUUUCGUUCUAAGAAUGUACUUCGUACUUAGUGGGGCUCUGCUUUUUGCUGCUGUCUCGCUCGCAAAAUCGGCAGCAGGAAGAAGAUCAAGAAGGGAAGGGAGAGAGAAAGUUACGAACAUGUGUGCUGCUGCUGCUGCUGCGCCUCCACAGCUCCCGGCAUGACGUGGUACUUGUCCUACAGGGUUGUAAGUAGUGUGCUUCGAUGACUGGUUCUGAGAUGUCUCUCGAGUCUAGAGAAUUUGUCUUGACCCGCUUGCUGGUGUCUGUCUUUGUCUUUGUCUU